GCCCUGUACCUACAGCCACCGCUACAGAAGCUCGUCAACUGUCAGAGCUGUCCAGCAAGGCGGGAGACAAGUUGGCAGCACAGGGCUAUGACCUCAUGGCGAAGCACCUGGAGGCUGCGGACAAACCGCCACCUGAGCUGUCGGCACAUGCGCAGAUGCAGAAGGCCAUGGAGCAUGUCGCCGAGCUGGAGCUGUUCCUUCGUGAGACUCGAGACCGUCUCAAGCUGUCGGAUGAGGAGUACAAGUCUGCGCUGGUCAAGCUGCAGGCUGCGAAGGUCGAGCCCCAGAUGCAGACAGCCACGCGCAAGCUGGGCGACCUCGCCUCGGGCAAGUUCAGCAUCGAGUCCUUCAUCAACUGCGACGAUCUCCUCGGGGACUUUGCGGCGGGAGAGGUUGAGCUGGAGGAAGCUGACAGGAAGGAGUUCGAGUCUCGUCGGGCGGCGCUGGGGCCUGGUGUACAGGAGCUGGCGCAGAAAUUGUUCCAACAGGUUGCGGACGACG
Messenger RNA from Prorocentrum cordatum, 501 nucleotides. The record is from the annotation of a GenBank genome assembly. NCBI's taxonomy places the organism in Eukaryota, Dinophyceae, Prorocentrales, Prorocentraceae.